AAUCUUGGAAAUGCACGCAACCCUUUCACUUUCCCUUCUCACCGCUCUUGAAAAAUUCAAUCGUUAAGUUAAGGUCCCUGUGAAGCAAAUGAUCCAGUGCAAGGCAGUCUGAAAACAGAACAAUACACACAGUUUCCAUGGAAAAAAGCUUGGUUGAUAAGGUCUUCUCUUGGUCUUUAAGUGACGUUCUUAAUGAAGAACUCUACAAAGAGAAGGUUAAGAAGAUCCCUGAAUCGUUUCAGGCAGUGGAUCAGUAUUUUGAGUCAUUUGUUUAUCCAUUACUGGAGGAAACUAGGGCGGAGCUGUGUUCUUGUCUGGAGAACCUAUCUAGAGCACCUUACGCUCAUGUGACAUCCUUUAAGAUUAUUAAACAAAAUGGAAAACUGUUUUAUGAUAUUGAGGUUGAUUACUGGAGAAACAAAUAUGGAGUUGAUGGAGAAAGACCUUACAGGACAUUUGCAGGACAUUUCUUUGUUUUUACAGAUGCUAAACCCGAUGCUGUUUCUGAUUUGCGACAGCUUGAAAAUAGAUGGGCUUUAUUGUCUAAUAUUACAGACACUAAGAAUGAGCAUGGUCUUAGUGUUACUUGUCUUGGAGUCCAGACUAAUAAAGAGAUUCAAGACAAGUUGUCAUCAGGGAGGCCAUUGUUCAUUGUUUUCUUGAUGAACAUGAGGACCAAUGAGAGAAUAUGGAAUUCAUUGCAAAUGGGUGGAAAUAUGAAUGUAAUUAAGCAAAUCUUGUGCUCUGAUACGCAGCAGGAUGAGAAGAACUGUGCCCUCUGUCGUGCUCGAGGAGAUUUCCUUGUAUUUGAAGAGUCUAGUAGGAUUUUGCCUUCCGAGCUGAACAAGUCUCAAAGGAAAGUGGUCACUGACAUUCUCUGCAAAAUUGAAUGUAAUCACAGAUCCUUUGUGGAACUUAUCCUGGGCCUUCCAGGAACAGGGAAAACGAGAACAUUGAGUAUUUUAAUCUAUAUUCUCUUAAGAAUGAAUUGUAGGACUCUUAUCUGUGCCUCAACAGAUGUUGCAGUUGCAGAAUUGGCAUCUCGUGUUUUGAAGCUUGUAAAGGAGUCAUCUGAAGCGUCGUACUUAUUGGGCAGGGUUCUUUAUUUUGGGGAUGAAGGCUUGUGGAGAGUUAAUGCAGACAUUGGAGAAAUAUAUAUGGAUCAUCAAGUUGAAAGUCUUAAUAGUUCACAAUUAUUGACUGCUUCCCUAAUAUUUUGCACUGCUUCAAGUUCUUUUGCACUGCAUUCAGUUCUAGAAAAUACAUUGGACCUGUUAAUGGUUGAUGAUGCAGCACAUAUGAGAGAGUGUGAAUUAUCCAUACCAUUACAACUACCAGGUGUUAGGCAUAUUGUUCUUUUUGGUGAUCCAUGUCAGCUAACUGCAACCGUAACUAGCAAUGUGUCUGCUAGAGCUGAUUUUGGAAGAAGUUUAUUUGAAAGGUUGAAUUCAAUCGGCCAUUCAAAGCGAAUUCUGGAUAUGCAGUACAGAAUGCAUCCUCUUAUCAGUUUGCUUCCUAAUUCAGAAUUCUAUGGCAACCAAAUUUUGGAUGCUCCAAAUGUUAAAAAUAAAAGAUACAGAAAGUACUUUCUUUUGGGUCCAUUAUUUGGUCCAUACUCUUUCAUAAAUGUUUCUUGUGGAAGAGAGGAAACUGUUAGCUUCACAUAUAGUUAUAAAAAUAUGGUUGAAGCUGCAAUGGUGACAAAAAUUAUCAGAAAAUUGUUUAAAGCAUGGGGCGAAUCCAAAGAGAAGCUUAGUGUUGGCAUACUUGCUCCAUACACUGCACAAGUUGUUGCAAUCAAGGAAAAAGUGGGACAGAAGUAUGAUAGCUUUGGUAGAUUUUCACUGAAAGUGAGUACAAUUGAUGGAUUCCAGGGUGGAGAAGAAGAUGUAAUAAUAUUGACAACUGUAAGAUCUAAUGCUGAAGGAUCGGUUGGGAUCAUUUCUGACUGGCAGAUAACUAAUGUAGCCUUGACAAGGGCCAGAUGCUGCCUUUGGAUUGUGGGAGAUGGGAGAACUCUUUCCAGUAGUAACACUGUUUGGAAAUCAAUAGUCCAAGAUGCUAAGCUGCGUAAUUGUUUCUAUAAUGCUGAAGAAGAUGAAGAUUUGGCAGAUGUUGUGCUAGAGGUGAAGAAAGAAACGGAUCAGAUUGAUGACUUCCUAAAUGCUGAUAGUUUGCUUUUUAAAAAUGCCAGAUGGAAGGUUUUGUUCAGUGAGAAUUUCAGAAAGUCAUUUGAAAAGUUGAAGUCUUCUGAAACAAAGAAGUUGGUUAUGAAUUUAUUACUGAGGCUUUCUUGUGGCUGGCGGCCAAAGUGGAGGAAUACAAACUUAGUUUGUGAUAACUUCUCUCAGAUGUUGAAACAAUUUAAGGUUAAAGAUCUGCAUAUUAUUUGCUCAAUUGAUGUUGUGAAGGAUUCAUGCUACAUCCAAGUAUUGAAGGUGUGGGAUAUGUUGCCUUUGGAGGACAUACCAUUGUUGGCUGUUCGUCUUAGUGCUGUAUUUCAAUCAUAUACUGAUGAUUUUGUCAAACGUUGCAAGCAGAAGUGUCUUGAGGGGGAUCUGGAAGUUCCAAUGAGUUGGGAUACAUUUAUUGCUCGUUUUAAGAAAGACUGUGUGCAGGGUGGGAAUACUUCAAGUACUUUUGAUGAAAUAGGCUGCGUUGAGAGUUGCAAAACAAGUGACAGUUUUCUGCUUAUGAAAUUCUACUCCUUGUCUGCUGGUGCUCUAAGUCACUUGCUUUCUUCUUGUGAUGGAAAUGAAAUUGAUCUUCCUUUUGAGCUAACAGAUGAAGAAAAGGAUAUUAUCCAAUUAUGUGGAAGCUCUUUUAUUCUAGGCAGAUCAGGUACUGGUAAAACUACUGUUUUGAUUAUGAAGCUAUUUCAUAAGGAGCAGCUUUAUCAUUUAGCUUCAGAAGGAUUUCAUAAAGUUGAAAGCAGUUCCUCCAUAAGUAAUGAGAAUGGUGGAAGUGAAGUUGAAAACAAGGGAAAUAUUUUGCGACAAAUCUUUGUUACAGUCAAUGUUAAGCUGUGCUAUGCUGUUAGACAAUAUAUUUUGCGCUUAAAAAGAUCAACAUGUGGCUGGAAUUCUUCAGCUGAAGUCCCUCAAUCUGAUUUGGAUGAUGUUGAUGAGGGAUCACAAUUUUCUGACAUUCCAGAUUCUUUUUCUGAUAUUCCACUCAGUUCCUAUCCCCUUGUGAUAACAUAUAACAAAUUCUUAAUGAUGCUGAAUGGAACAGUUGGCAGCUCAUUUUUUGGAAGAUUUCCUGAAUUUAGGGAACAUUCUCAGUUAAAGAGAAGAAGUUCUAGAUCCAUGACCUUGAAAACUUUUAUUAGGACAAAAGAGGUUCAUUACGACAAGUUUUGUUCAGCUUACUGGCCCUGUUUCAGUAUACAGCUAACAAAGAAACUUGAUCCAUCCACAAUAUUUGCAGAGAUAGUUUCUCAUAUAAAGGGAGGUUCCAGUGUUUGUGUCCAAGAUGAUAAACUAAGUAGGGAGGAGUAUAUUUCCUAUUCUGGGCGUAGGUUAUCCCAUCUAAGUGAACAAGAAAGGAGUACAAUUUAUGAUAUUUUUCUUCAAUAUGAGAAGAAAAAGAAAGCAAGAGGGGAGUUCGAUAUAUCCGACUUGGUAAUUGACCUUCAUAACCGGCUUAGAGAUGAGAAAUACGAGGGUGAGAUAAUGGACUUUGUGUAUGUAGAUGAAGUGCAGGAUUUGACAAUGAGACAAAUUUCUCUUUUCAAAUAUAUCUGCAGAAAUUUUAAGGAAGGGUUUGUGUUUUCAGGUGAUACAGCCCAGACUAUUGUAAGAGGGGUUGAUUUUAGGUUCAAAGAUAUAAAAGCUCUUUUCUAUAGAGAGUUCAUGGCAUGUGAGAGAAAUGGGAAGGGACAAAUUUCUGAUAUCUUUAAUUUGAGCCAGAACUUCCGUUCCCAUGCUGGUGUUUUAAAGCUAGCUAACAGUGUUCUGAACCUUCUUUAUCAUUUCUUUCCUUUCUCUGUUGAUAAAUUGCAACCUGAGACAAGUCUUGUGAAUGGAGAACAACCAGUUUGGGUACAGAUGAGAAAUGAGGAUAACACAUUAUGCUCGUUCUUCAAGAGCAAUGAAAACUUUGACCGUGGAAUUGUUGGUUUUGGAGCUGAACAAGUUAUUUUAGUGAGAGAUGAUAGUCUGAAGAAUGAAGUUCUCAGUCAUCUGGGAAAGCAGGCUCUUGUCUUGACAAUAAUGGAGUGCAAAGGCCUGGAGUUUAAGGAUGUGUUGUUGUACAACUUUUUUAGCUCUUCCCCUUUGAAGGAUCAGUGGGACGUUAUAUAUGGAUAUAUGAUUGAGCAAAAUUUGUUUCAUUCCCCUCAUCCGAAGUCCUUUCCAAUAUUCAAUGAGGGAAAACAUAUCACCUUGUGUUUGGAGCUAAAGCAAUUGUAUGUGGCAAUCACUCGCACAAGGGAAAGGUUGUGGAUUUUUGAGAAUCAAUUAUGCUCUAUGUUUAACUAUUGGGAGAAGCUACACCUUGUCCAAAUUCGCGAAUUUGAAUACAAUUUUCUACAUGAGAUUCAAGUUCAAAGCAGCCAAAGGGAGUGGAAAGAUCGUGGUAUGAAGUUCUUUUAUCAGCAAAAUUAUGAUAAGGCAAGAUUUUGCUUUGAAAAGGCAGCGGAAUCUUAUUUGGAAAAGUGGGCAAUGGCUGCUGGUCAUGUUUCUACUGCCGAUCAAAUGAGGGAUUCAAAUCCCAAAAUGGCGGACAAUCAUCUUACUGAGGCUGCUCAUAUUUAUGAGACCAUUGGCAAGAAUGAGUCUGCUGCCCAAUGUUUCUUUGAGUUACAUGAAUAUGAAAAAGCUGGCAUAAUUUACUUGGAGAAGUGUGGGGCAUCUAAGCUUGAAGAAGCUGGUGACUGUUUUUAUCUUGCAGGAUGUCAUGAAAGAGCAGCUAAUAUUUAUGCUAGAUGCAGCUUAUUCUCAGAGUGUUUGUCUGCUUGUGCUGAUGGGAUAUUAUUUAAAGUGGGAUAUGACUUUAUCCAAUUAUGGAAAGAGAAUGAUUUUCUAAUUGGAGAAGGGUUUCUUGGAAGUAUAGAAAUUCAGAGUUUCUUGGAGAGAGGCGCUCUUUAUUUUCUAAAGCUUCAGGAUUCUGAAUCCAUGAUGAAAUUUGUGAAAGAAUUUCAGAAUGAGAAACUAAUGCGUACUUUCUUAUUCUCAAAGUGUUUGUCUGCUUGUGCUGAUGGGAUAUUAUUUGAAGUGGGAUAUGACUUUAUCCAAUUAUGGAAAGAGAAUAAUUUUCUAAUUGGACAAGGGUUUCUUGGAUGUAAAGAAAUUCAGAGUUUCUUGGAGAGAGGCGCACUUUAUUUUCUAAAGCUUCAGGAUUCUGAAUCCAUGAUGAAAUUUGUGAAAGAAUUUCAGAAUGAGAAACUAAUGCGUACUUUCUUGAAGAAUGUAGAUUGCCUUGACGAACUUAUGUUGCUUGAAAAGGAAAGCGGCAAUUUUUUUGAGGCAGCAAAGGUUGCAAACCUGAAAGGUGAUAUUCUGCUUGAAGCUGAUCUUCUAGAGAUGGCAGGAAGAUUUGAAGCAGCAUCCAAGGUUAUUCUUUUCUAUGUGACAUACAACUCCAUUUGGAAACACAGAAGCAAAGGCUGGCCCUUGAAGCAGUUCGAGAAUAAACAGGAGCUUUUGAUAAAGGCUAAAACUUACGGUAAGGAAGUCUCGCAAGAAUUCCACAAUUUUGUUUGUAUUGAGGCAGACAUUUUAUCACAUGGAAAGGGCAGCUUAUCUAUGAUGAAAAAAAAUUGGAUGGAUUCUUCAAGACUUGGAAGUUUCACAGGUAAAAUAUUAGGUGCACGAAAAAUUCUUGACGCUUACCUGUGUGCAAGUGCAUCACAGCAUGAGAGGGAGAUCCAUUUGGUUAAGGAUCUAAUAGAAUAUUCACAGAAAAAGAUAUCCUGGGAACAAACUUCUGUAGAAAAUAUGCUUUACUACUGGUGGUUUUGGAAAAAAGAGAUGGAGAAUGUUUUGAGUAGUCUACAGGGUAGCGAAGUAGAUUCUUACAGUGAAUUCUGUUUUAGCUACUUUGGUAUAAGUAAGCAGUUGAAGAAUGAGAAGACUGUGUGUCUUUUGCUUUAUCCUGAUGCAGAAUGGAUUAAGGGCAUUCAUCUUCAAAAUGUUAAGAGAAAUGGGAAUCAAAUAUGGAUUGAUGCUGACCAGUUUGCUCGUGCUGCUACUCGUUACUGGUCAUCCGAAAUGCUUACUGUUGGUGUGAAGGUGCUUGAAAUUUUAGAAGCUUUUUAUGUGUUUUCAUUAGAUAAUGCUUUAUGCUUGAAUUGCCAAGCCAUGCUACUAAUUCAGAUUUUCAAGGUUUCAAAUUCUCUUAUCAAGUCGAAAUCCUUGAACUGCAGUGACUUUAGUAACAUUCUGCGGAGAUUCCUUGAGAUUCCUAUAGAGAACUUCUUUGGACUUGUCUGUCCACUGGAUUGUCGAAUGCCAAUGACAAAAGAUAUGAUUUAUCUCAGAGAGACAUGGUCUUCGAGGAAUUUAUUGAAGGAAGUUAUCGAGAGAAUCAUUCGAUCAAGGGCUAUUACUAAUGGGCAACUUGGAAUGCUAAUGACAAUUAUUUUGUCUGGAAAAUUUUCAAUUGACCUGUAUGUGCAGAUUGCAGCAAGCCUUUGCCGUAGUGUAUCUUGGCAAGAGUUCAUGGAGAUUUUCAUUUUAACUUUAAGUAAUGAUAAUCCCUUUGAACAUCCAGGUGAAUCGGCGUUGGUUUGGAAAUUCUAUAUAGCUUUAGCAAAUACUGAUUAUACAGACUUCUCACCAAGUUUCUAUUUGUACCUUGUGGAUCGCCUGGUUAUCCUGGUAUCCUACUUGAAAGGUUACUUCUUCACAACUAAGUCUCCUUUGGUUGAAUGGCUUAUGUGCAGCGGAUGGAACACACUCCCAAAUUUGGAUUAUUUGUCUGAUGUUCAAAUGCAACCACUGCUUGAGGAAACUGUUGGCUUUGUGGCCGACACGGUUAAUAAAAUCAUUUGCAAUGAGCCUCAGAAAUGGCUCAAAAGAUUCAAUCUGAAAAUGGACUUCUACCCUCAUCUAGUGCUAAGAUUGAUCGUCACACUUUGCCUGUUGUGCAUCAAUUUUGAUGGGUGGUAUUAUGGUUUGUUAUUCACUUUGCUGGAUAAGAGAGAAGUUACCUCUUUAUUACCAUGGAAGUUCUACAAGUCCCUAUGGAGGUUAAGGGAAAAUGAUGAAGAACAUAUAAAAAUUAGAGUUGUUUCAGAAGCGCUAAAAUGUAUUGGUAACCCUCUUGUAGUGGUCAAUCUUGGAAUACAUUGUGCAGAAUUUUCAUUUCCAGAUGCAAUUUUUCUGUACUUGACUGUUGAGCAAGGCAGACAAAGCAUUCUGCGAAGAUUAUUUCUAAAGAAUGAUUUGGUUUCCUCGAAACGAACUCGCAGUUCUAAGAGAGUAAGGGAAGACUCAUUUGGCAGAGCCAUUUUGAGUCCUUCAGCUUCCAGUUUUAUCAGUGUAUCUGACCCUGUGAAUGCACAACAGUCCAAUAGGAACUUUUGGGUUUUGCUUGGUACUGUUGAGUUUGACCUUCUGACUGAUGCUCCAUGGUUUAAGGAAACUAUUUUGGAACACAUUCUCCUUGUAAAUGCUGCAAAGCAAAGUUUCUGUGAGAGUAAUCAUUGUCAAAGUAGUGGAAAUGCUGUUGGGGAUGUAAAUGAAUUCCUUGAUGAAUUGCAGCAGCUAUAUUCAGCAUUGGAUUCAAGGGAAUGGGAAGUUCAAGAAAAUAGAAUGGUUGAAGCGCUUUUGAAGAAGUUGCUGUUAAAAAGGGAAAGGAUGGAAAGUCUUCUGGAUGAACUGCUGAUGUGUGAUAAUAACAAGAGAAAUGAGAGUACAAGUUGCUAGAAAGAACGUCAAGACAGUGUAUGGUUUCAAAAAUUUUACUUGUUUUUGGUGGUUGAUGACCAAUUCCAGCUGUAAAAUGCGUAGUAUUGGAUGUAAUUUUAUAAUGAUAGUGUAUUAUUAUUAGUAGUAGUAGUUUUGUGGGAUAAUUAAGUUGUGAUAAAUUUUUAUGCUAAAAAAUUGCCUACCGAAAA
This is a messenger RNA of Manihot esculenta (cassava), 8062 nucleotides long. RefSeq lists its product as uncharacterized. NCBI's taxonomy places the organism in Eukaryota, Viridiplantae, Streptophyta, Magnoliopsida, Malpighiales, Euphorbiaceae. The record is from RefSeq and is a predicted model, not a curated record. Gene Ontology annotation, molecular function: ATP binding; helicase activity; protein binding. The transcript has 14 exons. The coding region runs from base 138 to 7871 and encodes 2577 amino acids.